ACGAAGGAACCCAACAUAACACUGAACCUGUGCAGCCGACGCUAUUGCAACGGACGCACCAUUACACUGAAUCUGUGCGACGCUCCUGAAAUAAACGCACCAUGGUUGAGCUGUCAGUUUUUUUCCACUCGCGCGUGUUUGAUCGUGUCCGUGUCGGUGUUUGCGGUGUUGGCUGUAUCCUCGUAAUUUGGCAACUUUUGGCGUUAGUCAAGGUGUCCAACGAGCAGCCGAAGGCAGUUAGAAAGAUCCGCUGAGGGAUGGAAUCGGGUCCGCUCCGCAAGGCGAAAAGUUUUCAGCAUCUUUGUAGUGAAGCUGUUUGUUUGCGGAAAAAUCCAACUUGAAAGAGGAAUACGACUGGAACUCGUCUAGUUCGUGCGAGGACGGCCAACAUGGACAGCUGGCACCGAUCUCGGCCGGAUGACGAACCAAGUACGACCGACUGGCGCAGUGGUUCCGGAACUGGCGGUGGGGGCAACGAACUGUCGACGAGUCUGUCCGGGUCUAGCUUGCGGGACAAGUGGUCCAGGUCAACGAGUUGGCGCGAAGAGGAGAUAGGCGAUGGGCCUGGAGGGCGGCCACUGCAUUCGUCGUCAGCGGGUGGUGGCUACAAACCUCGGAUGUCGGCUCUGAGCGGCGGAGGUUCGUCCGGUGGCAGUUCACGAAGAAGCGUCCCAUCGUCCAAGGAAGGUAGUGCCGCGAAGGAAGACUUGCCCAACCAUGCUGCGUCGUCGGAGAAAGCCUCGGAAGAGGCGGACCCCGGCAGCAAAAAGAAGUCUGAACCGGUACGGAACGCUACGGCGGAUGAAAAGCCUCCAAAAGCCAGCGAAUCGGAAUCCCGGCGUCCGAGAUGGCGUUCGUGCACCUGCUGCAACUAUUCCCGGUCGCCGUCAGGAUCCCGUGAAUGACCAGAUCCAAUGAGUGACCGAUCCGGAAUAGCGACAAGGAGUGCUUUUGUAAAAACGCAUAUUUUCUCCGUGGAUUAUGGGGAGCUGCUCGUUAGCGCUCAAGGUCAACCUUCGAACGCAGCAGCAGAUCCGGCACGGGCUGUGCUUCGGGAUCGACCGAAAGUAACACGAGGCCACCUUCGCAGAAGUAAAGCCCCCCAAAACAAAUCCAAUCACGUAAAGGCAGAAAUGAUUACUGUGAGGUUCAUUCUGACGAUGAUUGCAAGCAGAAAAGAAGUCGAGUGUCAUGGAGUACCCGAAGUAGUUCCGUAUCGCGUGGAUUCGGAGUUUUCUGUCGACAUCAACGAGGAAGAGAAGCUACUGGGACCAAUCAACGGAAGAAACUCAUCAUCUACCGAAGAGGAGCUUUGACAGAUCGAGAGGUUGAAGUUUGAAUUAUGGAAGAAAACGUCGAAAGGAAUCAAACGUUUCGGUGGGAUCGCCGGGACCAAGAAUCAAAAUGAAACUAAAUUAAAUUAAUACAUUAUAAAG
This is a messenger RNA of Culex pipiens pallens (northern house mosquito), 1436 nucleotides long. RefSeq lists its product as uncharacterized. The transcript is spliced from 4 exons. The record is from RefSeq and is a predicted model, not a curated record. Lineage: Eukaryota; Metazoa; Arthropoda; Insecta; Diptera; Culicidae. The coding region runs from base 390 to 905 and encodes 171 amino acids.